This is a messenger RNA of Vicugna pacos (alpaca), 9355 nucleotides long. It is a transcript of the gene ARIH1, whose product is annotated as ariadne RBR E3 ubiquitin protein ligase 1. NCBI's taxonomy places the organism in Eukaryota, Metazoa, Chordata, Mammalia, Artiodactyla, Camelidae. Gene Ontology annotation, molecular function: zinc ion binding; ubiquitin-protein transferase activity. Gene Ontology annotation, biological process: protein ubiquitination. The record is from RefSeq and is a predicted model, not a curated record.
GCGGACCCGGGGCACGAGCAGGAGGAGGAUUACCGCUACGAGGUGCUCACGGCCGAGCAGAUUCUGCAACACAUGGUGGAAUGUAUCCGGGAGGUCAACGAGGUCAUCCAGAAUCCAGCAACUAUCACAAGAAUACUCCUUAGCCACUUCAAUUGGGAUAAAGAGAAGCUAAUGGAAAGGUACUUUGAUGGAAACCUGGAGAAGCUCUUUGCUGAGUGUCAUGUAAUUAAUCCAAGUAAAAAGUCUCGAACACGCCAGAUGAAUACAAGGUCAUCAGCACAGGAUAUGCCUUGUCAGAUCUGCUACUUGAACUACCCUAACUCGUACUUCACUGGCCUUGAAUGUGGACAUAAGUUUUGUAUGCAGUGCUGGAGCGAAUAUUUAACUACUAAAAUAAUGGAAGAAGGCAUGGGACAGACUAUUUCGUGUCCUGCUCAUGGUUGUGAUAUCUUAGUGGAUGACAACACAGUUAUGCGCCUGAUCACAGAUUCAAAAGUUAAAUUAAAGUACCAGCAUUUAAUAACAAAUAGCUUUGUAGAGUGCAAUCGACUGUUAAAGUGGUGUCCUGCCCCAGAUUGCCACCAUGUUGUUAAAGUCCAAUAUCCUGACGCUAAACCUGUUCGCUGCAAAUGUGGACGCCAGUUUUGCUUUAACUGUGGAGAAAAUUGGCAUGACCCUGUUAAAUGUAAGUGGUUGAAGAAGUGGAUUAAAAAGUGUGAUGAUGACAGUGAAACCUCUAAUUGGAUUGCAGCCAACACAAAGGAAUGUCCCAAAUGCCAUGUCACAAUUGAGAAGGAUGGCGGUUGUAAUCACAUGGUCUGUCGUAACCAGAACUGUAAAGCAGAGUUUUGCUGGGUGUGUCUUGGCCCUUGGGAACCACAUGGAUCUGCAUGGUACAACUGUAACCGCUAUAACGAGGAUGACGCAAAGGCAGCGAGAGACGCACAGGAGCGAUCUAGGGCAGCCCUGCAGAGGUACCUGUUCUACUGUAACCGCUACAUGAACCACAUGCAGAGUCUGCGCUUCGAGCACAAACUGUAUGCACAGGUGAAGCAGAAGAUGGAGGAGAUGCAGCAGCACAACAUGUCCUGGAUCGAGGUGCAGUUCCUGAAGAAAGCAGUUGACGUCCUCUGCCAGUGCCGUGCCACACUCAUGUACACCUAUGUCUUCGCUUUCUACCUCAAAAAGAAUAACCAGUCCAUUAUCUUUGAGAAUAACCAAGCAGAUCUAGAGAAUGCCACAGAGGUGCUCUCGGGCUACCUCGAACGAGAUAUUUCCCAGGACUCUCUGCAGGACAUAAAGCAGAAAGUACAAGACAAGUACAGAUACUGUGAGAGUCGACGAAGGGUUUUGUUACAGCAUGUGCAUGAAGGCUAUGAAAAGGAUCUGUGGGAGUACAUUGAGGACUGAGAAUGGCCCUGCAUAAAAUGAACUCUGAAAACUUUACCAUCUAGAGUGCUCAUGCAGUUAAAACAAACAAAACAAAACAAACACACACACGGGGGCACUAAGCCUGUUCUGGCGCCGCUGGUCUGUAGUGCCAGGCUUCUCUUUUGUUAACGGAAAGUUUAAGUAAAUUAUAUUGUAAUAAAAAAAGGUAGAUAAACCAUUGUACAACAGUAUUCUAGGCCGCCAACAAAAGUGUGACAGACACACUAAAAGCCCUCCAACUUUAACUUGUAACGUAGCUUCAUUCUCAAAGCUGACUUUUUUUUCUUUUUCUUUUCCCUGAGUGUAGUACAGUUAAAAUUCAAAACAGCUCCUUGACACUGCUUUUCAUGUCCUACCCAGCCAUUUUGUUGUACUUUGGUAAAGGACCUCUUCCCCUUCCUCCCCACACAUACAGACACACCCACACACACAGACCGACUCUUUCUCUCAUACCCCAAGGUCAUGAGUGAAUGAUGAUUAGUUUCUUGUAAAGAAAAUUCUUGGGGCUGGGAAGGGGGUAGGCAGAAAGAGGAAGUAAACAAACAAACAAAAAAACAAAAAAACUUUGUAUAUGACUUUUAAAACAAGAGGACAACACAGUAUUUUUCAAAGUUGUAUAUAGCGCAUAUGCAUGGACAGAGCAAGCGUGGCACGUGUUUGCAUAAUGUUUAAUUACAGAAAUAUUUAUUCUUUAAAAAUCUUCAAGAUUAUGUCUAUUUGCUGUGCAUUUUCUUUCAGUUUGCUUUAUCUUUCCAGGGUUGAGGGUUGGGGUAAAAGGUGUGUUGGUUUAGCACCUCUGGAAGACCUAACUAGAGCUCUUUGAUUUCCCUUUCCUGAGCUUACUUUGCCCUCUCUGGUUUUAUGUCUGUUGCUGGCCAUAGGCCUCAUGCCCUGAAUUCCCAGCCCUGGUCAGGGACAGGGAGGUCAAGCCCUGAGUCUGAGUGAAUGCCGUGGCCUGAUAAGGGCUGCAGUAGGGAGCUUUGUUCCUGCAGUGCAAGAGUGGCCCAGCCCCAGCCUCCUCCCCUGCCGGCCUCAUGCCUGUGUGCCCUUGGCACGCGCGCAGCUGAAGGCUUCCUGGGCUUCCCGUCACAUCCAGAGGAAGCAUUUCAGUUUUUUCCCCCUUAAUUGCUGCUUUGAGCCCUUUAAGGUUUUAGUUACGGCUCUUCUCUCAUCCCUCCUUACGUUAGGGUGUCAAAUAGAGUGUUUUUGCUUCAAAUAUAAAUAUAAACAAAUAGCCAUUCACUUAGUUUCAGAUUGUGAGUUAAAAACGGCAGGUACUGCGAUUGCUUGUGUGUGUUGCUGUGGGUUCGGUUUGAAGGCAGACACCCCUAGAACUUGAUACGGCCAUCUAGUGCAUUUCAGUGGAGGCCACUGAGGUUGCUGCUUUUCUGUUGUCAGCAGAUAGGAGAACUAGUAAUGCGUUCUAGCUGUGCAGUCCAUUUGUAUGAAAUUUCUCCUAAGAGCUAUGUUAAAAGUGAAGGGUGGUGGUGGUUUUAUUAACUGUGUAUCUGUGUAGGCCAUUCUGGCUGUGGUAUUUUUCAACAGGUCAGCAUCCCUGAACCUAUCCGUUUUAUACAGGAGUGCGGAGGGAAGCAGGCAACUCAAGUAAGAGGUCUUCACACUAAAUAGCAGUUCUGGCUGAUGGACCUCUUCGUCUUCCUCUCAGUGUCCUGCGUCUGGGGAGUGUUUACCGCUUGUGAGGCGGCCUUGCCUGCUCUCGCAUCGUACAUCUUACUGCUCCAUUGGGAAGUGGGUUCGCUUUCCUCUGGCCUUUUGCCUAAGUUAGGCUUUGCUGAAUCAACCCUACUUUUCCUUUUAGAAAAGGUUGUUACAUGAGAUGUACUUGCAACUGUUUUUUUCCCAUCAGAAAUCAGUGAAUGUUUGCUGAGUAUAUUAUGCUGCUUCCUUGAACCACGUGUUGCUUUAGGAUCAACUUUACCUGUACUUUUAUCUUCCCCUCCCUUGCCUCCUCACGUGCGAAUCUGGACUCUGUCUGCUUCCUCCGUAUUCUCCUCUCCCCUUUCCCUGUCAUCCAUUUGACUUUCUUUUAAAUGACUGCAUCAAUCUUAAAACGUUUAUCGAAACUGAGAAGUUUUUAUUGUUCUUGUUGUUUUAAAAGGCUUGAAUAAGUUCCUUUCCCUGGUAACUUUGAAAAGCAGCCAGAGUUGCUAUCUAGAUGUAUGUGGUUCCCUUAAAAUGUUCUGUGUAUGUGUGGUGUUUUUAAAAAGUCUUGCCAGUUAACUGCAGUAUGUAGGUUUGAGUGUCAUAAAUCCUCUUUACGUGCUCCCCUUGCAAUGAGCAUCCAAAACAGUGUGCACACUUCCUAGUGUCGGGCCCCACCCAUGGAGGGACAGUGCUUUGUAGGGCUGCUUUCUAGUUUCAGUGCUGACGUAUUACCUGAGGGCAUUGCAGUUGUGGGUGCAUUCCCUAAUUUGUAGGGAUCAAGGUGAACUGGCCUUUUCUACUUCCAAACUUGCAACAGCUAUCUCCGUCUUUGACAGAAUUCCCUGAGUUAAUUUCUUUCACUGUUAGUAACUUCAGUGACCCCAACUGGGAUAGGCAAGCCACACUGUGUAAGAGCUCCCCUGUGUCACCUCUGUCCGAGGGCUCUAUUCAUGGUUGGCACCAGGUCUCCCUGUCUUCUUGAGGGCAGCUACACUGUCUUCCGAGAAGUGCAUGCUUCAUUUGAGCAAUUCAUUGAGCAGCAGAUGGACUUUAAAUGACUUACAAUAAAAAUGUUGAUCCAAAGCUCAGGACACAAACCACAGUGGUAAAACUGAGUAGCAUAUACUAUCAGACUCUAAAUUCUGUGUAAUCUGCUGCGACCCAGAUCGUGUUUUAUGUGUAUUUAAAUAAAUAUGUUAAAUACACAUGUGUAUACAUACACACGCAUAUAACAGAUCCAAGACUGACUGGAUUUGAAAUGGUUGAAUCAGCAGUGUAAAAUGUGGUUCAACCAUGAUGAGGAACUGAAAUUUAACUUUAAGAGAGAAAAGGACUUGAUGUAACAAAUUCUUUUAGCUACAAAUCCCGGUGUAGAGCACUUGGGGGAUGGGGGGGGCGGGUUGGUGAGACAAUCAGAUCGGUAAAUUGAUUAAAUGCUCCUAACCCUGUAAUUUUGUGCAUAGAGCACCCUGUGCUGUGGAAAUAACUGUUCUUAGAUUUUCAUUGUAACUGGACUGUUCAGGUUGCCCAGAGGGAAAGAACAUUCCUAAUUCUAAUAAAAUAAACUUUUAUUUUGUUAUUCCAUUAGUUACUUAUGUUUAUUUUUAUAGUUUAUUUUUUAAAAAAUGGGUGGCCCAAGUCACCUGUAUUAUGUGCCUUAUUCACUGUUCCUAUGUAACAUAAAAUGUCAAGAUUUGGUUCCGUUUCUUUGCAGGGAACUGUGAAUGAGACUAUCCCUAGCAAUUAACUUAGCUAAUGAAGCCUUUAGAGCAUUUUCUGGAAGCUUUCCAGAAUGUGUCUUGUACAUUGACCUUAGAAUGCUGUUCAUGUUGUAACAGUGAUAUUACUCAGUACAUCUGUCAAUUUUUAAAGCUAAAAUACUUAAAGAGUCAUUUUCAACCUUAAAACUCCUUCACCAUACUUCCAUUUAGCUCACUCUUCGAAACUGAUAUAUUCCAUAGGGAUGGAGGGAGAGCUGUCUUAAAGAAGGUCCCAAAGUUGAGGUCUGUCACUGAUACUCUAGCCAAGUCCAGAUUUCAGGAAAAUUUAAUUUUGUCUUAUUUGUAUCUUCGAAGCACUUUAACUUGUAUUAUUUGUUUAAAGCAAGUGGGGUAGAAAUUACUCUGUUUAACAAAAGGAAAUAAGGUUCAACAAGGUUGAGUAACUUGCCUAAGAUCUCACAGUUUCUCCUGUCUGGAACGCAAGCUUUCUUCUAGCUGAUCAAUGUCAUACUACCUCUUUGUAUCGUGUUUUCUUCAUCUGAUUUCAGAAAGACCUAGCAUUCAGUACCAGGAAAGGUGGUUCUUAGCUAUAGUGUUGUACUUUUAAACCACAUGGAAGACUGUGUAAAAAUCUGUCAGUACUACUGUUAGAGGAAUGCUGUAUAGUUUCUCUGAUCUUUAAUUUGCAGUGGCAGAGUUUGCAACUAAUACGGCUCUGUUUUGCCUAAUCAUAGAAAUCAGCCAUGGGUAGAAGACUAACCCUUGUCAUCUUGGUGACUGGGACAGGUGUCAAGAGAAGACUGUCACGUGUGAGGGUUGAGAGUAAACGGUUUAGCACCAUUUGAUUUGAUAAACAGUGGCCAAGUAAUUUGCACUUGUUGGUCUAGUUAUUUGUUCAACUGAAUUCCCAAUGUAAAGGAUUUUGGGUAGUCUGUUAGAACUUGUUACAGAAUUUGUUUUAUGACUGAAAGUGCGCAGAACAGCCCAUAUUCAUCUGUUCUCAGCAUUUCUCUUUGGACUGGAGGACCUGCGGGACUUUCAGAAGACUAGGUAGUGAGCAUUAGGGGUAAGUUUUGGCUCCUUCAGAAACAGAAAAACGUGUGGACCUCUCAGACUUUUUCAGGUUUCUUUGGGGGUGAAGUUGGUGUAUUUUUGGUUCAUUUUAAGGAAUUUGUUUCUCCGCUUAAUUACACAAGAUGUUAACUAGCUAAUUGGAAAUGCUCAACUUGAAAUAAUCAAAUGGUGCCCACUGUAGGAGGAGAGGCGUCUGUGGUUGGUCUUUCCCCAAGCAGUAGCAUUUAGGAAAAUAAUGCAUUCUUUCAAAAAGCAAUUUUCAGACUGAGUGAACUAUAGAUGUGCUUGUUUAGGGCCAUUUUCAGAGUGGGAGAAAAUUAGUAAAUAAAUUAGUCACACGUUGAUAAUGUGGCAGCUGUAACAACGCCAAAAGCACAACUUGAGGACCGCAGCAAUCCGGGGCUUCAGGUAGUGCAGGAGUCUCAAACUCAGGUGCCUGCGAGAGCCAGGGCUGUGCUUCACUGGGCCCCUGGGCCGAGUGGGUGCUGAGAGGGGCCUGUCAGACACUUGACAUGAAUUCUCCGAAUUUUGGAAUGUCGGUCAUUAAUUUAAAAUACUUUGAAGUGUGGGUCAAACCAAAAACUGCACCUGGGCCGUAUUAUUCUCCAACUUUGGUCGCAACUUAGUGUUGCUGUUCAUCUUACACACUGAAAUCGCCGAGAAGUUUCAGAAGGGAAAAACGAGCUAUGCCCGAGUCCCACCCCAUAGAGAGGAUGAUCUAAUUGCUUGGGAUGUGCCCCGGCCGUCAGUGUCUUUAGAGCCCUCUCCCUACCCCCAACCCUGAUGCUUGCGCACUGCAACUCGAGACCUACAGUAAGGCUGAGACCAUUCAUCCAGGCACUUGCAUGGUUUGAAAGAGGAAUGUAGCUGAGUACUCUAGGUCGUAAGGGACAAUAAGACUUGUGGCAAAUUCACAAGCUCAGAGAGGAGCCACACUGUAGGCCCCAGCUGAGGGGGGUCUCGUGGAACCAUAUUUCCUAAGGGUCUAGUGUAAAGUGCCCAAUUUAUUUUUUGUCAUUUUUUUGGUAAGUGGCCCACCUUGGAGAAAAUAAUUAAGUUCAUAAAGCCCAAAGAACUGUUGAACUGACAAGCUGAGUAGAAUUUUCCCAUCAGCUGGUAAUCUCUUCUCUUACCAAGGGAGAGAACUAUCUGGAAGUAAAUAAGUGUAGAGUCUGAGCAAAGAUGGUUGAAUGGUUAUUUGUGUCAAGUCAAUGCACAGUUCCACUUAAUCACUUAAGUUCAGAGCACUUGAACAUUUCUCGCUGUCACUUUCAUUCUUUUCCCGACCUUGUAUGUUAAAACAGUGGAUUUGCCUGUUUUUAUUCCCAGUGUAGUUGAUGUGGUGGAAAGAAGAAAGAAUAUCAGUAUUUCUCAGCCAUAGUUUUCCCUUCUGUAAAAUGGGGAUACCAACAGGAGCUAUAGUUUGUUAAGUGCUUCUCGCCAGAUGCCUUACUCAUGUUAUUUGUGUCUUCUAAGCAGCCCUAAAACAAAGUGGGCAUUGCCACCCUAUUUUAUAAAUGAGAAAGCAAGUUUAUGGACUAUUAAGUCAAAAUUUACAGAGAGGUUAUGGUGGGGCCGUGCCUGUCUGAUGCCAUGUAUUUAGUCCAUCAUGUUACAUUGUCUUCUAUAGGAGUAUUGUGAGGAUCAAAGAAAAUGGGAAGGACAAAGCCUAGAUACAAAUAAUGUGCAUACUAAUCCUAACUUAGGCAAAAUUAAUACGGAUACAAAGCUGUCUCAGACUCCCAAAGGCAGGAUGAGAUUGGAUCCAGGAACUAGAAACCCAUUUUGGACUCCUAAACUGGCAUUGUCGGUCGUCUGUGCAUCCACAUCAUUCUAAUGGCGUCAGCUUUUCCUGUCAGCUACCCCAUAGCUCUAGGCGUAGUGCAUGCUGACUAUUCCAGACACGUGGAGACAGAACCAAACAGCCCUGGGACAAGAUCAUUGGUACGAACGGGGCUUACCCCUGUGGGCCGGGAGGCAGAUGUUUGAGAUCAUAGUUCGCUGGCAGUCUGUCACAGGGUGUCUUCAAUAAUACCGAAAUGCCCUGAAAGUUUUCUUUUUAAAUUAAAUGUAAAGAAUUAGUAUACAACAGAUAAUUAUGGCUAACUUAUUUAGUUUUUACUAAAUGCUCCAUGUCCAUCUUUUUAAAACUCAUGUCCAUUUUAUAAAUAAGGAAAUAGAAGCUCAGAGAAGGUAGGUAAUUUCUUUGAGGUCAUCCUUUUUAAGUGGCAGAAGGAAGGUUCAAACCUAGGUACCUUCAGUCAGCAUCCACGGUGUUGGGCACUGUUCUGGGCACCGCAGGUCCAGCGGUGAGCAGAGGGCUCUGCUGGUUUGAAGCACUCAACCCUGAUUCCUCAGGAGACUCGGUGGGUUGUCCAAGAGCGCCCAGCCAGCUGACGGCAGGUCUGGGGGCACGUGUGACCACUACACUGUAUUCUUUUCAUCGCUCUAGCUGCUUCUCAAAACAACCCUGCCGAAAGUAACUGCUCAAGUGAUAAAGAUUGGUUGGGGGGCUUAGAGGAUCCAAUGACCAAUUCUUAUUUUGGGCUGUUUUCUGUUAAAAACGUGUCUCUUUUUGUUAGCCUCAGAUACUCUACUAAGAAAGACCCAAAGGAUGCCUUUUUCUCCCUCACGUUUUCAGAGCCACCUUAGCUAAAAUUUUAAUGAGUUUAGAAGCAAGCCUCAUAUUUCCAAACCCCUCCAGAAGGCCAGUCCUGUUUUGAGCUGAUGCUGUGGCACAAAGGAAAAUUUCCUGAUUUGGUGUCUUGCUUAGCACCUGCGUAUCCCUCCUCACUCACUCCUCCUGUGUAAAAGUUUGGUGUUUACUUUUCAAGCUGCCUGCUUUUUGACUAUGGAGUAUACAGGUUUCUUUCAGGUUGGAAAUUUGGAAGGUGAUUAUAGAAAUUAUUCUCUGUAGUAGAUAAUUCUCCAGAAAGCUUUCUAGGCUGAACACUUGAUUCUGUGGAUUUAGAUUUCCUUUUGAUGGCUAGAAUUGGUUUCUGUGUGUGUAACAAGUGCCUGAGAAACCACUUCAGUGCAUGCUAAAUGGCUGUUUCCUAGAAUUGUUAAUCAGAACUUAUGCAGUGACGAUCUGGCUAUCUAGUAUCAAUCGGCCGAGUUAGUAUUCCUGAGGAGUGAGCAAACACGUAGUUCUAAGUUUUGUGAGGGACCCUAUCCCCAAACAUCACUAUUUACUGAACUUCCCAGCUUCCUCUUGCAGGGAGACUCCCUGUGUGUGCUCCCACCUCUGCAGGUCACACCAUUUUCUCAGAGGGCGUGCAGCAUUAAAUGAUAACCAGGCUUUAGGGAGCACCUCUGGUGGGCCUACUGGGCAGCAGACAUUCUAACGGAACACUCUGAGAUUGUAAGUUCUUGCACCUGCUCUCCAGUCAUUUAUAACCUAAUUGCUGGUCUUCCUGGUAUGAACAAAGUUGUUUGCUUGUUAAUAAAUUCCUACCGUAUGA